AGGAAAUCAAAAUCAAAAUGGCGGCGGCCACAACUGGAGGUCUUUUUGGCAGCGGUUCGACAGGUUUCUCUUUCGGAAGCGGUACCACUGGAACACUAAGUUUUGGUACUAGUACUUCGACCGGUACUUCGGUAGGUGGAACCGGAUUUUCCGCUAUUAAACCCUUCGGAGCUUCUAUUACUUCAUCGACCAUGAGCACGCCGUUUGGUCAAUCAACGGCCGCUUCUACUGGGGCCACUUCUGGAUUCAAAUUUGGUGCUGUAGGCGCCCCUUCAACAGCAACUUUUUCUGUAUUUAGCGCACCGAAAACCACGGCAACAGCUUCUACCUUGGGAACAUUUGGACAAACCAGCCAAUUAGGACAAAGUACUGGUUUUACCUUGGGGGCAACACCGGCGUCUGCUGCAACAACAGGACUUAAUCUGGGGAGUAGUCUGUUUAAAGGAAACACUGCAACGACAACCAAAACAACAUUGCUUGGAACUUCUUCAACUGGUGUUGGGUUAGGACUGGGUAGUAGCACAGGUAUUGGUACAUUUACAGGUUUAAGUGCAGUAAAAACUACAGUGGCUACAAGUACUGUAGCCUCAACCACCCUAGCUGGCUUAGGUGGGACUGGCACAAGCACUAGUGGUGGAGUCACCGGCGCAGUUGGUGGUGUCACAGGGAGAGAGGGGUAAGUUGACAAUAUCUAAAUUUUAACCAAGUCCCAGAUAUUAUCUUUCCUAGUACAUGUAUACAGAUCAUGUUACCUAGCUUAAGGGAUUAUCUUUUUCCAAAAUAGUCAUUACUGCAAUGAGCUUAUUCAAAACAGGGUUCUUACUAGAGACAGGGUGCUUAUUUCUUUUUUAACCCUUUACUCCCUAACGUCAAUAUGCAUAUUCUCCACACUGCUCCCUAAACAUUUCCUAAGGUGCUGACAAGGAGAAUUUGUUUAACCAUCAAGAGCUUCUUAAGUUGGUGAUCAUCUCCUUUGUUCUCAUGACCUUAAUCUUUCACUCAGGAGUGAUGUUGUAGGGAGAAGUUAGAUGUUAGUCACUCAUAGGGGUUAAAGGAUUAAGAAACAACAGAAUGUGAGAAACAAAGCUUUGAUGUUUAUUUGUAAACUGUAAAUUUAGGGCGUGAAAUUGUGCCUAAUACAGGCGCCAAUGCGACUAAAUUUUUCAAUUUGGCGACCAAAUCUUGAAAAUUAGUUGCCAAAUUGGCGACUAGAAUGUUCAUCACAACCAUACCGAGAGACAUAGUGAAUCAAAAAGAUUUGCAAAGAUAAAUCUGUGGCAAACUUCCUUGUUAAGUAUGUUUCCAAAACUCAGCACACGCAUCUCAAUCGAUAACUAGACGCCAUCUUGGAUUUAGGUGAGCUUGAACGUUGUAUAUCAUCCAUCCUAGUGUCCACUUUUCAGAACGUUAGAUCUUUUCCCUAAAUUAAUUUUGGAGGGUCUAUCUAGAACGUUGACAGCGUAAAAAAAGGUUUUGUUUGCCUUUGAAAAUGGCAACCAACUUUUUUUGAAUUGGCUACCACUUUGAAGAAUUUAGGAGCCAAGUGGCUAUCAGAAAAAAAAAUUAAUUUCACGCCCUGAAAUUUAAUUUAAAAAUGUACAGUGAAUAUUUGUAUAAUAAUGGUAGGGAGUGUACUGCUAGCAAUGCUUUUACAAAAACAGAAUAGGGAAGCUUAUUGGAAUGAGGGUGCUUGUGCAACAGGGGCACUUAACAAAAAUUUAACAUGCUUACCAGAGAGGGGGAAGCUUAUUGGAAUGUGUGAACCAUCUGUAAGGUUUGAGUCUUUCUCUUGAUGGUAAUUUGAAUAUGCCCAAUUUUGAAAGGAAGUAAUCUCUCAAUCUAGUACUGUUAAGUGAUAUGUGAUGGGACAUGCUUGCUCAGGAAUUAAAUCAGUGAUCUCUUUUUAAAUUUUGUCUCAGUGAUGUAAAAGAUACACCUUUGCCUAAUACUUUGAAUGAAAUUGCAGAGCACAUCAAGUAAGUUUCAAGGACACUUCAUCAAUGUGAUGCCUGUGUCUGUCAUUUAAUUAAGUCUCAAUCAUAGUUACAAGGAUAACAGUAAUAACAUCAACUAUAUUGAAAGAAUGGUUAAGUUUGAUGCUUUGUUUUUCAUUUUGCAAAAGGUAACCUGAAUUUCUAAAGCUUGAAGUUCCCAAGCCCAGUAUGGUUUUGUGACUCUUUCUAGUAUAAAAUUCUUGUCCAUUCAAGAUAACCCUUAGCAGUCUUGCAAGAGUUCCCCAACAUUUAACUUCUCCCUAAAAUAUCUGAAUAACAUUCAGAAAACAGGGAGUGGAUGUACUCAAACUUAUCAGGUAAAAGUUGUUUUCUUGAUCUACCACAAAAUUCCUAUAACUAAUUAACACAGAAAUGUGUAGCAGCUAGUAGGGAGAAGUAACAUUCAGGAUUAAAUGGUACCAAUCCAUACUCCUGGGUAGAGAGGAGCAUAAUGAGAGUGGAUUGUCUUACCAUAAAACACAAAAAAAAUCUGGCUAACAUUUUGUCAUCCUCUGUUCAUCUGCAGCAAUAUUAAUUUGUGAUAAGAGCUAUCCACCACUAUGAUAGAUCACUAGUAUUUGAAAUUCAUAUCUUCACAGCUUUUGGGAUUUCGAAUAGUUGACUGGCAGAGGAGUUAACGUUUCAAGCACCUUAAUUGCUGUUUGUUUUUGUCAUAGAAAAUAUGUCAAAGAACAAAAGGAACACAAAGAUGAGAUUUCCAGAGCAUCAGGGAGUUUAUUAGAUAAAGUAAGAGAAGAAACCAUUGCCCUAAGACAGGCUCUAGCCUUGGUGUCCAACAGUAUUCAGCGAGAUGGAUGUUCCGUAGAAAACCUCAAAAUUGAUGUAUCCAAGGUGAGUUUCUUUGCUUUUAGGCAAAAGAGAAAGUUAACUGUGCUUACAGACCCUUAUCUAAGCAUCCAGAGGUUGCGAGGAUUUUUGCUAGUUAUUUAUCGUAGGAGUUUGUCCCAACUCCCUUCCCCUCUACCUCAGUGUUUAGAGAAGACUAUGUCAACAUGGUUUUAACAUUGGCCACUUUUUUAUUGUUUUUAUCAAAAAAGAAUCCUUCAGGUGUUGAGCAUUAGAAAAUAAAAUACACUUUUUCAAAGAAAAGGGAUGAAACUUUGUAUCACUCUUUCUUUUCAGAUAACUGUGAAGUAGAAGUUGCACAAAACAUGGGCAAUUUUUUUGUUAUGGCUUUCACUCCUUGUUUUUAAAAAUGAACUUGGGAAAACAAAACUUUGAUUUGAUAUUUAGGAGCUGAAAAACGCUGAAAUUGCACAAAGAACCAAUGAUAUUCCUCAACCCUUGCAACACGAGAAUGUGGCACCUCAGGAGUACUUUCAGCGCUUGGUAGAGUCAUUUGAACAAAGGAUGUUGAUGUACAGGAUACAGAUUGAGAUUAUGGAGAGCCAUCUUGCUUCCAUAUCCCAAGGGCAAACAUUGACCCCACAAGGUGUGUAUUGAGCAUGUCUACAGAGGAUCUCUUUGUACAGUGGAACCUUGAUUAUCCCGACCUUGAUUAUUCAAAUUUCUAGAUUAUCCUGACUUUUUCUCUGAUCCCAAUUUUAUGUUAUAGUCAUUGGUGAUGUUCACCAAUGUUCACCGAUGUUUAAGCUUCUGUUUGAUGUUCACCACUGUUCACCAGUGUUUUUUUACUAAAUAUCGUUUACUUUUCUGUAUGUUUAACUUCUAAUAAGUUGUAUUGGACUGAGGACCAACUCACCGACGUCUCUACUCGAUUUUAUACGUCGGCGAGUUGGUCCGUCGGCAAGUUGACCGUAAUUCGGUCAUAACUUGCAGGGCUGCAAUGUAGGUGUCACGGGAUCAUCCUAAAUAUUGGUCUCUGUACUUUUCUGAAUAAUAACACUUACCACUUAAAUGUAUUACCAUUUUGGUCACCUUUGCGAGUAGAAAUACUUAGUUGUGUUUUCUGUUUUGUUAUGUUUUGUUUACUCAGAUCUUUCUGAGGUUAUGCACAAAGUGCAUGAAACGUUUAUUGCUUUAGCAGCCAAACUACAUGAAAUCCAUGAAGCUGUGAAGGUACAAAUUUCAAGCCAAAUGUCAUGUGUUAUUGAUAUGUCAUGUUGGUAGGUGGCUCAUGCCACAAUUUGUUGUAGAUAAAAACAGCUAAUGAGGAAAGUUCAGCCACAUUUUAAUUGUCCUGUUUUCUAUGAUCUUUUUUAUCUGUUCUCUGUCUCUUAGACUGAAAGACAACAAGGGCAACAACGACUCUUAUUCUGCUCUCGUGUCAAACAUUUUUUUUUUUAAAUUUCUUACAGAUGCAAAAAGAACACUACCUUAACUACAGAAGAGCGUACUUUAAAGACAGUACAGAUAUUUUUUCAUACAGCUCAAAGGAUUUAUCAAAGACUGGUAAGUGUUAGGCACAUACAGUUCACUGUUGUCAUAAGAAGCCUGAAGACAGGGGAAAUCCACCACCUGUCUGACCAUUGCACUUGUCACUUCAUUAAUUGUGAUCAAAGACAGAAAAUAGGUAGUUUUUAACUCAUUCUAACAUUAAUGUCUGGCUUCAAAAAAUUACUCAAAUAUGUCCCAGAAUGCCAAAAGUCACAUCUCAGAGAGUUUCAAACUUCAACUUUUUUUGGGGUAGCAUGCCCCAAACCCCCAAGCAGGGUUUUUUUUUGCUAAUUUAGCCACCUACUCAGUUCAAAUGAUACAUCUUUUACAUUUUCCAAUGAUAACCCUGAAGGUUGCAAAUUUUUUUGGCUAUGUUAUUAACUUUUUGUUACAAACAGACCCUCAAGUAGACCCACAUUGGUCUGGAACAGUGUUAUGAGGAACUUAAAAGAAGACGUUUUCAGUUUUAGUGUCUGAAAUCACUGAACUACUAUUUUUUGUCAAUAGGUGAUACAUACUAAUGAAGUAAAACUUUCUCUCCCGGGUGUUUGAAUCUUGGAAACUUUUCUAAAGUAAAUAAUUUAUUUUUAUUAAAAUUUAUCAGGUACAGAAUUUAGACUUGGCCCCAGCCCUUUCAGGGUAUUACCCAAUAACUCAGCCUUGGGUGUGGCUACGGCAAAUAUUGCAGGUAUGGAGAGGUAGCAUGAUAUUUACGUAAUGUAUUUAGUCAGUGUGGAAAGAGCACAUUAUUAGGAGGUACACAUGUAAAGCUGGAAAAUGCUGUGCCCAAUUUUUCCAUGUAUUUUGAAUACUGUGUAGCUUCAUAAACAUUUCUUUUACCCACCAUGACUGCAUUGAUAUCAAAUGUUGCUUUUCUCUUGUGUUUAAAAGCUCCAACAUUUGGCCUCAACACUCUUCAGACAAAUACAACAGGGUUGGCAGGAUCUUUAGGAGCUACAGGAACAUCUUCCCUAGGUAACCCAUUUGGUACUGCACCAGGACUUAGUGGUACAAAUCUAACAGGGGCCAGCACAUUUGGGUCAUCCCUUGGCACUAGUACUUUAGGGACCACCGGACUUGGGGCCUCUACUGGUCUCACUGGGGGAUUUGGCACCCCAUCUCUAGGGACCCCCUCAGGAGGGGCUUUUGGCUCCCCUGGGACAGGCCUUGGGGGCAGUACAUUUGGUGCCGGAACAUCAGCAUUUAGUGCACAACCUAAGUUUCAACUUCAGAGGCCACCAGCUGGGAAUAAAAGAGGGAAAAGAAGAUGAAAGAAUGGCUCUGAGCAACUUGGAGUGAGAACAACUAGCACCUUAGCUGUAGAGCUUACAUUAAAUGACCAUUGCUUAUUUCUAAGAUUUUUUUUUAGUUUUCAAAUACUAAAAUAAAAACAAGAGCAUGUGUGUGUCACAAAACGGUUAUUUCUCGUCUCUUACUGAUAACUUAUAUGUACAAAUACGCAAAUGUAUGUGUGAAAAUGUAUUUUCAUUCCAGUGUAUCAGAUUCUUGUAGUUGUUAUCGCUGAAGACUGCUUACCUCUUUUAGCUAGUUGGCAUUAGAACGUUAAUUUAUAAUUUUUUGCAGAUAUAUCAAAUUUCUCUAAUCAAACAUUCUCUUUUUUCUCUACUUUCCUGACUGCGUUUUCUUUCACUGUUACAUUUUUCACGCUUCCCCAAAAUAAAAAGGUUCCUGUUUACUAGUUGCUUGUUGCUGUCACACGGUCUCUAUGGACGCCUCAUUCAAUGUUCAUUUACUUCAAUGUAAAACACGAGACAUUUGAAAGAGGUAUGGGAGUUAGUUUUUAGACAAGCCUUCUUUAAAUUGAAACACCAUCUAGCCCGAGAGUAUAACAUUUUUAAGGUAGAAUGAUAAGCAUAGCAAUUAUAUAGUAUUACUUUAGCUUGUGUUUUCACUAUAGGGGUUUUUCGUCAGGCGGAAACGGGUCUUGUAAGAGAGAGGGAGGGCUUUGUUAGGUGAUUAUGUUGUAAUUGUUUGUGAUUCACCACAGAAAUAUUGAAUUUUCCUUACCCUACUGGACAGACGCGAUUUACAUGUUUUCAGUCAAGCUGAUGCAAGCGCGAGGCGAGCGUGAAAAGAGCAUGAGCGAGAGAAGAAGUGAGAUAAAAGACGAUAGGCGGCAAUUUUUUGCGUUUUUAGACCAGCUCAGUUAAAUGCGAGGCGAGUGUGAGGAAGUGCGCAAAACAGGAAAGAGCGCGACAAAACUAACGACGGGCGUCAUUUUUUUCCACGCUCCUCCACCUGUGCUUCCCGCUCCUUUCGCCUCUUACGCUUGCCAAACAAACGUAAUAAAAAAUGACACCAGUUAGAUAUGUUUUGGUUAUUCAUUUGCUCGUUUAUUCAUUUCUUUCGGCUAUUUCUUUAUUAUUGUUUUCAGACGAAUCGAUACCCACAUUAAAACAUUCUUGAACACUAUGAGAGCUCUCUAUGCCUUAGUGCAGAAGAUCUGGCCUGGGUGCGAGCUUUACGUAGAACUCAGUAGGGGUAGGGUGGGAGGGUUCCUAAAAACUUGGAGUUGAGGCUCAGCCAUGUGGACGAGCGCCAUCUUUUGUUUUUAGAAAUAAUUCUGGAGAGCUAAGCCAUGAAGCCUUCUUUGUUCGAUUGCCUUUUCGUUGUUAUGUAUGCAUCAGUUUCUGUUUUGGCAAACGAGGAGUCAAUUAGCAACACUACAGAGAGAUCAGCAAAAGAUAAAUCAUCGGUCAAAGAAGACGCGCAAAUCUCAAUUUGUAUCCUUUUAACACAGCGGUAACUUUUAAUCAGAAUCAAGCCUAAAUAUUAAAGUCACAUUUGCGAGUUUCCUUGACUCAAGCUUUUCAGAUCGUGCGAUUUUUAAGCAAAAACGCGCAGAGCAAACUUUCGCUGCAGAGAGUAUACUAAAACUUAAUGACUACUCCAAACAAUAUAAAAUGGUUGAAAUUGUUCUUGAAAAAUUGUUUACGGUGAGUGGAUGGUCUCCUUUAUUGCAACUGAGGUUGAAUGGACUAUAUCAUUCGCUAACACUUUUAGAGUUAAAUAAGUGUUGGUUUGAGACCUUGUUCGUUGAAAUGCAAUUCCAUUUGAAGGCGUGAGACGAUGCAGUGUUCAAGGGAUUAAGUUAUAAUUUUAUUAGUAAAGUGGCUAUAUUUACCCAUAUUUACACGUUUGAUUCCCGUCAAAAGGGAGAGCACCAAGCGUCUAGGGACGCUUUCACUCUUAACCCUUUAACUCCCAAGAUCUGAUUGAUAAUUCUCUCCUUUAGCUGCUAUACAUUUCCUUGUAAAUUGGUUAAGAGAAUUUGAUGUUCAAUCAAGAUAUCUUGUACUUGAUAAGUUUGAGUAUUCUCACUAGCUGUUUGGUGGAUAAUGUUUGCAUACAAUAGAGAGAAGUCAAUUGUUAAUCACUUUUGGUAGUCAAAGGGUUAAGAUCUCAUUACAUAAUUCUCCUUACUGUCUGCCAUACAAUUCCUAUGAUGAUGGUGCAGAGAAUUUACAACUGAAUCAACUAAUAAUCUCCUGAUUGAUUUUUUUUAUUCUAAUUACUUUUUGCCUGAUAUUGUAGUGAUAUUGUAAGGAGCAAUUCUGUCCUGGUCACUUGUGGGAUUUAAUUAAAAGGGUUCACAUGCAUUGUCCUGUUUAACUUUUCAGACUCAAUAUUAACUUUCAUGUUAUUUUUAAAAUUCUUUUCAUGUUAUUUGUAGAAACUUUCAAUGGAUUAUGUGAUUAUAUCUCUGACUCUUUUAAAUCUAUGGUCAAGAUUUCAAUCUCUUCUGUCAUUACCAUUAUUAAUCAGUAUUCUUGCUUCUUAAAAUACAUUUUAUUUCAGGAACAUGACUUCUGUUAUAUUUUAUUACUGGUGUAAAAUAAUUAAUGGAAUUUACUCCAACUUUUAUAUCAAACAGUAAAAUAUUUCAUCCUCUGCUUCACAGGUAUUACAAGAUGCAAAGGUGAAAGUAACAGCAUCAAGUUACAUACCUGGACAAGCCUUUCCUACAGAAAAAUCAGAGUUAGAAGGUAUUUAAAAUCCUUUGAUGUUCACUUAUUUUAGAUUUCACUGCACUGCCAGAACAAUGAACAAUGUAGCGAUUUCUACUGGUUCUUACACAGAGGUAAAUGGUUGUAACCCUGAUAGAAAGGGCUUUUGAUUAGUAGACAUCUAUAAACACAAAAAUGGGGUUAGAGUCUUAGUGAAAUAGUAGAACUGAAAGAGAACUGAGAGACAAAGCUUUUCCAAAGUGUAUUGCUUUCUCCUUUUCUCUCACUUUUGCUGCUCCACAAAAAUGCAUCUCUUAUUUAUUACUAUUUCCAGCUUUAGCAAAUGUUCUGGAGAAUACUGCCCUGUUUGGAGAUAUUCUUCUGCGACUACCUGAUAUAACAUACAAGGUAAGAUCAUACCAUCAACACAGUGUUGAGGGUAGAAAAAGGUUCAUACGUGACACAUGAUUGAGUUCAAAAUUAUUGUGUUACUCAUGAAUUUCACAGAAAGACAAGGUUAAAUGAGAUUUGAAGUUUUUCCUUUGAAAUUUGUGGUGCGUGAAAUACUGAUUAAAGUACACAAGAUGCAUGAAGUUUUCUAAAAACAGAAUCAGCACACCCCCUUUGCCUCUCUUGCUGUAGAAGUGUGCCUCUGCAGCUCAAAGGAAGGCAUUUUGGGGGUAAUUUAAAUGGCUGAGUACAAGUUCUCAGUAUAUCUUCCCAGAAUUAAUGUCUAUUUAAGAUGUGUUUUUAUUUGUUCAUACUAUUUCACAUACCCAGAGUUGAGGGUGAAAAAAAGAGUGAUCCAAAUAUGCUUUGUUCCAUGAUUCUAUUUCCUUAAGGUGUACACUAAAUCCAAAGAAUGGGAACUUCUGGCCAGAUGGAGUCUAAGCUUUUGCAAUGAAACACAAAUUUAUGAUGAAACAGACUCCAAGUUAUUACAUUUGGUGAGUUAUAUUUUAAAGAUGUGGCAUGUUACGAAGUGGUGCAUCCUGUGCAACAAAAUUCAAAGUCUUAUUCUACCAAGUGAUGAGUUUGUUUCUUGUUUUUGAUGGUAGAUGGCACAAGAGUUAAGACUUGUACCAAGAGAUCCAAACUACAUCAAUCCAUAUAGGCAUGUUGGACACAAAGAGGUAUUGCAAUUUCAUUUUAGGUUCUUUUUUUUAUAUUUGAAUUAGACAAGGCAUGGAAAAAAUGAUGUAACAUGAUGAAUAUAAGAGAUCCUCACAGCUAUGAACACUACUGAACUAGUAGUUGAAAUUAGACCUGAAAAAAAUUCAGGCCUGUGUGGGAUUUGAACCCAUGACCUCUGCAAUACCGGUGCAGUGUUCUACCAACUGAGCUAACAAGCCAACUGCCUGAAUUUUUUUUUUUAGGUCUCAUUUCAACUACUAGUUCAGUAGUGUUCAUAGCUGCGAGGAUCUCUUACAUUUGUUUCUUCACUGCUGUGCACAUGUAUGAUUUUCAUAUAUCUUCAAUCAUUAUUUCAUCACUUGGAUGGGUUAUUUGGAUCCAACAUAAUGACCAGCUCACAGUUGGCUUGUUAGCUCAGUUGGUAGAGUGCUGCACCGGUACCGCAGAGGUCAUGGGUUCAAAUACAGUAUGGGCCUGAAUUUUUUUCAGGUCUUAUUUCAACUACUAGUUCAGUAGUGUUCAUAGCUGCAAAGAUCUCUUAUAUUCGUUUCUUCACCACAGUGCACAUAUAUGGUUGUCAUAUAUCUACAAUCAUGAUGUAACAUGUUUUCAUUAAAUUUCAGGGUUUGAAAGAUGUUCAGAGUAAAGAGAAGUCUUCUAACAAAAAGAAAAAAGAGAAAAAGAAAAGAAGAGGUCCAAGAUUAAGCCAUGCAGAAUUGUAGGACUUAUUGUUAUUACUAUUAUUAUUGAAAUAAAAACUUUUGUCAUUAGUUACUCAGUUGAUUGUUGUGUUAAAAAAAUACUAGUUUGGUGCAUGACUGAUACCAUUGGUUUUGGAAUGGCCUAGGCUUAAUUAAAUUUGUGCUUCUGGUCAAUGGCAGGAACCAUGCUAAUCAAUAACUAAUUUUAUUUAAUUUAUACUAUUACACCAUUGUACUGUGUAAGGGAAACAGCAUUACACUGUAAAACAGCAAAAAUGCAGAUGAAAAAAUACAGACGGAAAGGAGAGUCACCAAAUGGCCGCACCAACAAACGAUCCUAAUUUUAAUUUGUUUUAAUCCUUUCGGCUUCACUUUUUGAAAGACAAACAUUUAAGUGAAACUGAUCUCUUUUGUUCCUCAUGAAGGACACUUACUGGUAAUAAAUGGUUUUGUGAAAGAAUGAAUCCCUUAACUGAUGGAUUAACAUUUAAUACAUACAGAUAUUUUGCUCAUUGCCCAUAUUUUUCAAGUUCUGUCUGCAACUCAUGGGCAUGCUAUAUGUUACACCAUCAAAUAAGGUGUAUGUAACAAGAAAUAAGAACACAAUAAAUCAAAUGUAAUAACUGAAAAGAUAAAUGUGAAUUAAGACACAAAGACAGACAACAGCUUUGGGAGUUUCUGCCAGAGCUUUACAAAAGGUCAGCCCCUUACUUGUUUGAUGUUUGCUAAAAUUGUGUUUUUAGACCAAUUUAAGGGAGUUUAUGAUUAGUAGUGAAGUCAAGUUUUACUCCAGAGAACGCCUUACAUUAUUUUGCUACAUUUAUCAGUGCCACUCUUCUCCG
Molecule: messenger RNA, 10997 nt
Organism: Pocillopora meandrina
Lineage: Eukaryota; Metazoa; Cnidaria; Anthozoa; Scleractinia; Pocilloporidae
Source: the annotation of a GenBank genome assembly